UCCCGGGCGAGCCAAUUACAGGCCGAGUCAGGCGGACUUUGGCCAAGUGGUUUCCGGGUUGAUGGCCGUCGUCCAGGAUGCUGCUGGUUUUGUCUGAAGAACAUAAAGAACACCUCUCCUUCCUGCCGAGAGUUGACUCCGCAGUGGUCGGGGAGUUCGGUCGCAUAGCGCUGGAGUUUUUAAGGAGAGGAAGCAGCCCCAAGAUCUACGAAGGAGCAGCCAGGAAGCUGUGCGUUCCCGUGGAGACGGUGCAGCAUGGAGUGGAAGGCCUGAUGUAUCUGAUGACAGAGAGCUCCAAACACAUGAUCUCUAAGGUGGAUUUCCUGGACUCGGUGUUGGUUCUGGGCUUUGGUGAAGAGCUCAACCAGAUCCUCCUACAGCUGUACCUGCAGAACCACAGUGAAAUCCGCAGCAUUCUGAGUGAGCUGCCGUCCAACCUGCCCGCCUACCACAACCUGGAGUGGAGGCUGGAUGUACAGCUGGCGAGUCGUGCAAUCCGCCAGCAGGUCAUCCCCGUGCUGACGAUGCGCCUGCUCCUCACGGGAGGUAGUGACAGCCCCGGGGAGCUCAGCAGAAGGGUUCUCCAGACGGACCCCGGCACCCUCCUGCACCUCAUCUCCACCCUGGAGGGGGCUCUGGCUGCCAUAAAAACCAACCACGCUCGCCGCAUUUUCCGCAACAUCAAAUGAUCCCAGGUGUGUUCAUGCGUAAGCUGCCUGUGACCUGGCCUUUGUACAACUGCUCUGCUUCUGGAUGGUGGACCAUCUGACUGGACAAUACCAUAAUGCCAGAUAGUAGUGACUGUAUAUUAUGUUCCUACAGUGCCACUGAUGUCGUAAUAAAGGCCUAGACAACAUGAAACGUCCUUCUUGUGGUUGGUUCAGCCUUCAGUGGAGACACCGUAUCAACAUGGACUGGAACAAAAAGGUUGUUAAGGCCAGCAGUUACACUAAUGCAGUGAUCCAACUCUGUGGGUCCACCAUCCAGAAGCAUAUAUAUAUAUAUCUCAAUGGAUGGGAUCAGAGUUGUUAUACAGUGGAACAUCUUUUUAAAGCAGAUGAAGCAGCUGUAGUUUGUGGUGCUGCUGAACUUUACUAGGUUACACUGACAGGUUUAGAUCUAAUCUGUAUUCAUAUUGGAUGGAAGAUGCAUUACUGAGGUAAACAUUUAAUUCAGGGCUGUUGUAUUCCAUCACACUGCAUUAGCUUUAUAAUGGUUUCAUAAAGUAACAACAAUUACAGAGUAAAACUUUUACUGGAUAGUAACACAUUCCACACACACGUACCGUUUGUCUUGUUACUCAAACAUCAAGAGGCUGAUCAUAAGUGUGGUGUCAUCGUACAGUUAAAUGCACAAACAUCACUAUUCAUUACAUUGGUGAUGAACCUCUUCUGUGUCUCUACAUUGAUAGUGAUUAACCUCAUAGUAUUUAAUAUCUAUGAUAGAGUGAUCAAUGAGGCUACAUACCGUAAGAUAGAUGACAUGAUCAUUAGUGAUUAACAAAGUAUUUAAUAUCUAUGAUGCAGGGAUCAAUGGUGCUACAGUUAUAUUUACAUUUUCAAACAAUGAAAUAAAUAGAAACAUUUUCAAGCAUAUACAAGCAGCUGACCAGACAUUAAAUAUCAUACAGAGAAAUAUACAAUAUAUGUAUGUAUGACUGCAGGACAGAAUACUCCUGUCACAAAUAAACAUUGUCAUAUUGCU
Pungitius pungitius (ninespine stickleback) is the source of this 1704-nucleotide messenger RNA. It is a transcript of the gene commd2, whose product is annotated as COMM domain containing 2. The coding region runs from base 78 to 689 and encodes 203 amino acids. The transcript has 6 exons. The record is from RefSeq and is a predicted model, not a curated record. NCBI's taxonomy places the organism in Eukaryota, Metazoa, Chordata, Actinopteri, Perciformes, Gasterosteidae.